This is a messenger RNA of Hyla sarda, 420 nucleotides long. It is a transcript of the gene RPL14, whose product is annotated as ribosomal protein L14. Gene Ontology annotation, cellular component: cytosolic large ribosomal subunit. NCBI's taxonomy places the organism in Eukaryota, Metazoa, Chordata, Amphibia, Anura, Hylidae. Gene Ontology annotation, molecular function: structural constituent of ribosome; RNA binding. The record is from RefSeq and is a predicted model, not a curated record. Gene Ontology annotation, biological process: ribosomal large subunit biogenesis.
AUGGUGUUCAAGCAACACAUUCAGAUUGGCCAUGUUGCCUAGAUCUCCUUUGGUCCCCAUGCUGUCAAACUAGUGGCAAUUGUAGAUGUCAUUGAUCGAAACAUGGCUCUUUUUGAUGGACCGUGCACUGGUGUGAGGAGUAAAGCCAUGCCCUUCAAAUACAUGCAACGUACAGACUUUGUCCUCAAGUUUCCGUACAACACUCGACAAAAAUCCAUCCAUGCUCCUUAGGAGAAGGCAAAAGUUAAUGAGAAAAUGUUGUUAAAACUACUGGGCCAUAGAAUUGAUGCCAAACAGAGGAAAGCAAAAAUGAAAAACUUUGCUAAAAAGUCAUGAAGGCCAAAAAAAAAAAGCAACUUGGACAUCAGGAAUGAGAAAGAAAUUUGCAAAGGCGGUGAAACCAAGAGAUCUAAAGCAUAA